AUGAGCAGUAAUCCUAUUCGAUGUGUUGCUGCUGCACUAGCUGAUUUGAUUCACCACGAUAAUGUUUCCACUUCAGACAACAAUGAAGAACGAUUCGUCGUGAUACCAAUUGUGGAGUUGCCACUUAGUUACAGUGCCUUGAAUUCGCCAGAAAUACUUUAUCUAGAUGGAACGAAUCAGAUACUGCUUCGGUGUAUUAAUGGCUUAACAAUGAUCUUUGAUGCAGCCUUUGAAAACACAUCACCUCUGGCUACAUAUCGUUUAAAUCCGAAUGCCCGGAUAGUUUAUAAUAAGCAUAGCAAUACGCUGGCAGUUGCAGAUUCCAAAAUGCUUUGUUUGCGUCAGGAUUAUGGCGGUACAUUUCUUCUUAAAACUGCACUAAAGAGACCAUCAAAUAAAACUGUUUCUGUUGAAUUGCCAUUAGACGAGGCCACAAAAUUUCUACAGAUAAUCACAAAUGAUCCUGAUUCAGAAGAUAUUCUGAAACAUCGACCUGCUCUCCAUAAAUUUACAUCGCAUUUACGCACUGCAGUUGCGAAUGUAUCCGCUAACACUAUGGAAUCGGUAGUAGUAGAAACAAACGGCAAAGAAUUGCUUGAGCAACUACGACCGUUGGAAACUCCUGGGGAAAAGAAUAGUACAGAAGUGCCACGGGAAUGGAUGACUUUUAUCUGGCCUUAUAUUUCAAUGCUUGGAGAACGCGUGCGACUGAUGUUGAAUCCAGAUAAUCCCUAUAACUUCGAAUACUCACCAGAGUGGAAAGGCCUAAAUAAGGACAUGAUGGCAAGUGAAGCUGCUCGUCGACUUACAUUUCAAAAUUGGCCUCAUAUGGAGUACAGAUGGGCUCUUCCGUGUCAGAUGGCCGAAGCAGGAUUUUAUCACCAACCAAAUAAUGCUGGCGAUGAUCGAGUUCUCUGUUUCUCUUGUUUUGUUUGUUUGGUUUGUUGGGAACCUUCAGAUGAACCUUGGUCUGAACACGAACGCCAUUCGCCAAAGUGUCGCUUUGUGCAUAAUUAUACUAAUCCAAAUGUGCCCUUGGUUUUAACAAUGUCCGCUUUAUCACCAUUCAUUCAUCACUUGCAAGUGAAUCAUACAUCGUCACUUGUAUUCUCGGUCGGAAGUGGUGACUGGAUCGCUAUAGCAAGCAAAGAAUCUGCCGAAGUAUAUCUGUGGAGAAUGGGUAGUGUCGUGCAGAUAAAACAGUGGUUUACUUUGAAUUCAGAGAAGUUCUUUUCCGCUGUUCUGGACUGUAUGGUGAUGGAAGGCGAUCUGCCUCCUCGCAGAACUCAGAGAGUCACCUGGAGCGACGAUCUCACAAAUUGUUUGAUAAAUACUGAUGGAGAUGAAGAAGCGCAACAGGACAACAGUAUAAAAGGAUCCUCAUCAGAUGACUGUUUACUGAAACCAGCGCUGUGUGCUUUGCUGGCUGAUGCUAAUUGCGAAACUAUUAUAACAGCUCUUUGUACGGUUGGAAGACCAUGCCUUGACGACCCUUCUAUAGGGGCCGUGACAAGGAAAUCAUAUGAGCAGAACCAAACUUUAGUGGUUGUCGCUGUCUCCGUAAAUGACGCAAAACUUAAAAGAGUACGCGACCAGAACCAAAGUAGUUUGGAAACUGAAAUAAAUACAUUAAAUACAAUGAAUAGAGCUUAUGAAUUUAUCGAUAUACCACCACGAAUUGUUAGCGGAUCACGUUCUGUCGAUGAUUGCAUUAAUUCCGGUGCAUCACUCCGACCAUUUUUGACUCUUUACCAGCUUGACUGUGCAGAUUCUUUCAGUUCGCGUAAAUGCACAUCUUCUACCCGCCAAGAGGAUUCAAAACCGAUCGAAAAUAAACAUUCUCCUAAUGCAGACGAAGCUGAUUUCACCGAAGGAGUGCUAUUGAUGGACACUACUGACGAUGCAAUCUUGGAGUGGUCCGACUCUGCAUAUAGCGAGCAUUCUGGUUUUGUUGAUUUACCUACCGGAGAGGAAAAUGAAGCAUUAGAUGGACCAUCGAAAACAGAUGCAAAAUAUGAUGAAAAAACGGGUUACGUAUCUGUUAAUUAUGAGGCACCAUUGAUGGAUAUUUCUUUCGUACAGUGUUUAAGGCUACCAGCUGCAGUUGAUAAUACUUCAAUGGAGAUAUCAGCAAUAAUUCCAAUGCAAAAUAUUUUCGUGGUUGUUGUAGUUAACAAUAUAGAACCUACACUGAAUGCAGUUCAUUCAGCAAUAUUAAUAUAUCUUAUUCAUUUUGGAAAGAUUGCUAUCAGUUUUCAGAAAGAACCGCUAAAAGCUUACUAUUACAAAGAUUUUCGAAUUAUGCAGUUCUCUCUAGCAAAUAUGGAUCCUAUUCACACGAGUUCAGAAUCCUAUAUCAAUAAUGACUACUUUGAUGGUGGAGUUAUUCGUACAAUGGAAGAUACGGUUUAUUUCAUCAAUCUUAACACGAAUAAGCUGUAUCCUUUGUGUGAUGAAAAAGUGGCUCAAUUUGCUGCUAUGGGUAAUGGAAAAAUCACUCUACUGACGAGGAAUUCAGGAAAAUUGCUAACUGUUCAAAUUGAACAAUCGAGUUCACAUAGUGCAGAUUAUGAAGAAGAUGAGGACGCUGCAGUAGCUGCAUUAUUUAGCAAGAUGAGCGAUUCACAACAGUCAGAUAUACCAAAAAACGUUAACCGAGAAAUGGCGCGAAAUAUAUCGUCUAACUGUAGUAAUAUGGCAGAUAUAGUGGCAUCAGAGUAUCUCUCGACUGCAGGUCUACGGCGAAUAUGGAAGUUAACGAGAAGUGAUAUUGGCGGACCAGUAAGAGCUGCUACUUAUCGACCUCCCUAUCAUUUUGGUGGACAACCGGGAUACCAUCUCGUGGCUCCACCUGGAUGGAGCGAAGUGCCAGCAAACCAGCGAAUCAGAAAAUAUUUCAUCGAAAAUACACCAGUAGAAGGGGUGAAUCGAACCUGGUUUUAUCAAUCAGAUUGUCGGCAUUCGAGUGAAUUGCAUAUUUUUGAAUUGCUCCAUUUUCAGCACGGAUUACGCGUUUCGCACGUCGAUAUCUUUUUGAACUUCCAUGAAACAUGUUUAGCUUGUCCAGAUAUCGAAUUAAGAUUGUAUCGUUGGAAAAAUAAUGCUGAUGAUGUUUCUUCACCUUUGAAAAUACAUUUACAAGCAUCUCUUUCUGGAUGUGUUGAUCUAGAAGAAGUUGAGGCACAAUGUGAUUUGUUGGCCGGACCAUAUCAUUGCGCUGAAUAUGUUGAUCUUAAUAGCCAUUCCGCAAAAAUACAACUACCGGGAAUUGUUUUCUUGCCUCAACUUGUCAAAAAAGGCGGCAAUAUAAUUGGUACUAAAUCGGUUUCUUAUUACCUUGUCUUGAGGGCUUUAUCUGAUUAUUCUCUUGAUCAAGCAAUCACAGCUGUGAAGGCAAAUGAACGAGAUAAACUUAAGGCAACAGGUAUCCCAGGUAAAACAAAAUCAUCUUCGAAACGUCAUAUUGAUGACAGAGAAUUUACAGAACUAUCACAGUCUUCCACAGCGGCAACUGUACACGGUUCUACCCACGGAAAUACUGGUUUAACUAGUCGAUGUGGAAUACAGUGGAUAGAUGAACUGGUAAUAACAGUAGUAAAGGCGAAGAGAACAAUUGAGCCUAAUGAAAGAAUUGAAAGGCGUGCACUUAUUGAAACUACGGAUCUGCACAACAAUAUAGUGAUGCUUGCUGCUGGAAUCGCACCCAAAGUAUCACCAGCUCAAAAAACUCGUACAGAGGGCGAAAAAUUGCAGCAACAAAGUCUUGCUAUUGACAUUAUUGAAUGGCUUAUCGAUAACUGGGUCAAUACUUCAUCACACACUUAUCUAUCUGCUUUUGCUGAAAUGAUUAUUGAAAAUGUUGAUGCCAUUUUUGUUAACUGUUUCAUAAUUUCGUCAAGAUCAAUUUCUCACAAAUGGAGCGCUACAUUGAUGUAUUUGUUACGCGCUCUUCAAAAGUCAGAUGAUGCUACUUUUUCGAAAUUGCUACAAAUUUUUUUGUCAUGUUCAAUUCGGAUCGUGACAAACUUACAUGCAGUUAGGAAUGCUGGAUCUCUUCACUGGCUAUUUGUAUUUAUUUUCGCUUUGUUGAAGAUGGCAGUGAUGAAGACAAACGAUGUGUCCUGUGGUGAACUUUUAAACACUUUGUUAAAUGCAUUUACAAAUACGCUUAAGUUUGUUGGUAUUGCAUGGAAGCAAUGUUGGAACGGUUCUGUGCAUGAUAAAUUAGCUACUGAAUAUAAUCUUAGUGGAUUACCUACGGAGCUGGUUAUGUAUGAAUGGCCGAGGUCGGUUCUUUCUUUAUGGCAGCGAACAGCUACUGCCACUACUAAACUGAACGAUCCGAAUGAGUUAGCACAUGCUACUGCCUUUCCACCAGCAGCACCAACACUUAUUGCUUACAAAUGGACACCUACUGCUGCUGGUUACGGAAAAGGAUAUAGUGAAAUGAAACCAUCACAAGAUGCAGGAAUGACUCGUUGCGAAAAGAUUUCUACAGCUGAUUCUAGGAUUCCCAGUAAGGACUGCCUUGAUACAAAUACAAAUAUAAGUGGAUUAACCGCAGAGGAUGAAAUGGACUGGCUGGCACUAUUUAAUAUAUCAACAGAUUAUACAAAAGAAACUUCUGAAAGUAUCGCAGAAGCAAAUUCGGCAAAUUUUCAAAGAGAAUGCAAAUAUCAAGCAGUAACAUCAUCAACACAGUUGAGCGGUUUGUUGGAAACGGAGCCACUCACAUUCACCGUAAUAUAUGCUUCGGAUCACAUUAAAGUGGAGAACACGGAGACUGGUUUUAUAACAGAUGUUGAUUGCACAUCUACACCUAUUGGUCAUACUGAAAAGGAAGGUUCUAUACCACUGAAAAUUAUGGAUAUUACUCAAACAAUUUUAAACAAAAAUUCGGAACAAAAUAUUGGAAAUGAUUCCGGAGCUUCGAAAAUAGGACUGCAAGAUUUAAGCGCAGAUUUGAAUGCACGUAUGACGUUGAUUGCGAUGGAGCAAGCACAGACAAAAGAGGAUAAUGCAGUUGGAAACGUUGAGCAGAGCUCACAAAAAAAUUUUGAAGCAGUCUCACAAGGUUUCGCAACACAAGGAUCAUCAGCAAGCACAUUUGGUAUUCCAACUACACCAAAAACAACACCAUUCAUGACACCAACUCCACUCUCCCCAUCACAUCUCUCGCCCAUAAACUCAGAACCGAAUCUGGCGUUUAUGAUAAAGGAAGAGUCUACGGAUGCUGGUGAUGAAUUUCAGGAAAACAGUAAUCAAAGAACUGAAAUACAUUCUCAGAUUCCAUCGUUGAUACCCUUGAUUUCGUCUGAUAUCUUCAAGUUGCCAUCACAAAAAAUCUUAUUGGUGGAAAGAAUUUCUUUUGGAUCUAGAAAAUUCGUAAUAUUAGAUUUUGGAAUGCCUGUUCUUCUGACAGACUUAUUUAUCCCAUCGGUAGCAGAAAUAGCAGCAAUUUCUAUAGACGUGUGGCUCUUGGGUGAAAAUGUUGAUGGGCAGCGACUACUGAUGACAACGGAUAUAUGUUGCAAAAGUAUCGCUGUACAAGAUCUUCAACCCUUUAUGCGGAUAAGAUUUGUAAAGAUAACGUAUGUUGGACGGCAACUUUAUAGCGCAGCCUGUAAAAUUCCAGUAGGACUCUUUUUUGGGCAUCGUUACUUUUCAUCAUGGCAAAUUCAUUCAUAUCCAUUUAUGCAAAAAGAGUAUUUUGCUCGUUGUAUGCCAUCUAAUCAACAAAAAAAGAUGGUGGUUGCCUUAAAUAAUUUACGUCAGCUCUGUGAAGAUUUACGAUGCAGACAUCAACUUGUGAGUGCUGAACUGCAUCGUUUGGUAGAUGAAUCUGCUUCUGAAGAAGAAGUAAAACAAGUUUACCGCGAAUGUGUUCAACUCAGUUUGCAGUGGAAUAUUGUAGUAGAUUCUGAUCAAAAUUUGGAGAAAGCUCUGCACGGAAGCUGGAGUGACUGCUGUCCAGAUCAAUUGCAAACUGUUGCAGUCGAACUUUUUGCUUUGGUCACUCGGGCAACUCAUUUGAUUGAUGUUUGGACUGUUGCAUUGGAAAUAUUUACCAAUGACAGCAAGGCUGCUGUUCAGAGCUGUUAUCCAAGUGAAGCAAAAUAUGCCCGAAUAAAAUGUAAAGAAACGUUGGAAGUAAAUUUGUCACUUCCAUCAACUGAGGAGGUUGUUUUGCAACCGAAGUUCAAUCUUGAUGAUGCCGUUACCCUCUUCGUUUUGUUUUGUGUUCCAGCUGUACCGAGAUUGCAGGUGGGAUGUAUCACUUGGCUAUUUCAUCACGGAUCCGAAAGUGAGUGGUGGCCAUUGUUCUUUCCUCGUGUCCUAAAGGAAAUUUUUUCUACGCAGCUCAGAAAACAUGAUCACAAGAUUUUUUUACAACUGUCAUUUUUAUGCAAUCACUCAGUGAAAUCUAGCUCGAAACAGUCUGCUAUUAUUCUCGAGCUUUUUAAUCUCAUCAAAGAAAUAGCAAUGGGUGCUCUGGAUAGUGCAGUCGAUUGUCAAUAUCAAAAUAACUUAGAUGUCACCUUGCUUUGUUGGUCUCUGAUGCUUCUUUCGAGCGCUUUUGAUGUUAUUGCUCACAACAAAAAAAAGAAUGACCGUUGGGCAUUCAUUGGCGGUGAGUAUUCGCGAGUAAUGACAACGAACGAAAGAUAUGAUUCUAUGCCCAAAUGGCACAAGAAGAAGUUGAAGUUUGGGAAUAGUGACGAGAAAACCACAGAAUCCUUAAAAAAUAUCAGCUCUGCUACCUUGAAAACUCAACUCGAGACAUUGUGGGAGAAGCACUUAAAGGUGAUGGAAGCAAUGAAAGCAAAUAUGAAGAUAUCUAAGGCAUUAAAUGCCAAAAUGCAAAAGAAAGUUGAAAUGGAGAAGAAAAUCCAUGGUUUAUCCCCACCUAAUAAAAUGGGUCAUUCGGUUUUCGCUGAAACAGAUUUCCCAACAGAAUUGACACAAGAGCUUCAUGCGACUUUGUUGCCGUUCUUCGGUGAGCAACAGAUGAAAGAAAUUUUGGCCAAGAAAUGUGUCCAUCAACAAAGUUCAGAUUUGAAGACAUCGGCCGAUUCUUCUGAAUCAGCUUUGAAAAAGGCAAUAUCUAUGGCAAACAAAAGUAAUUCCCGAUCUCGCUGCAAACAGUAUAGUAUUCGCUUGAAACUUCCUCACGAUCCAUGUAUCGAUGUUGCUCGAAAAUUAAUCAGUUUACUUUGUGAUUUUGAAAGGCAGCUUCCUAUAUUAGCCAAAUUGAUAAUAUGUAAAGUUGUUGCUCGUAUAUGCAUUAGCGCUUCUCACCAUACUAUUCCUUUGAUUUGUGUUUUGGAUGGUCCAAUUGAUAAACUGAUAAAAAUUGGAUUGGAGGAACAAGGGACUGGUUUGCUGAAAUAUGCAGUUUUGCAUUUGAUUUUAGAUGUUAUUGAGGCAGAAUCACGUGCCAUCCCUAAAUUAAAUACAUCUUCCAAAAAUCAAGUUUCGAUGAAGAUUAAGGAUUCAAAGAUAUCUGAAAUACCAGAAGAGCUUGAUUUGCUUUGUAUGCAUCAUACGGGAUGCCAUUUUGCUGAUAUCAUUCGUGCAAAAUCCAAGAGUGAAAUAAUGAUGGAAGAUGUGAAAGAACGAAAAUCAACUGGCAUUACGGCGGCUGUAUGUUGCCUUCCGGAAGUCUUUUGCGGAGCAAAAACUUCUCGAUCCUUUAGCAUUGCAAACUAUGAUGAACAACCCGACUUAGGAUCUGAACUACUAGAAACAUUGAUAUAUCAAAUUCUGAUAAAUACCAGGCAAGCGGUGGUGCCAGACGGUCCUAAUGAUGAAAUUCGAAGUCACACUUUUCAGAGGAAAGCUAAGGAAAUAAUCAUGGAGAAACUUGCAAAAGGUGAACAAUUGUGUUAUGUGUUUCGCUGGAUUGAUGAUCUUCUGGAAGCCGAGGAGCAAGCUGCGCGUUCUUGUGACGGUGAUCUAGAAUCAUAUCUAGAAAUAAUGGAAACCCAAACAUUAACAGAUACAGCAUAUGAAGGACUUACAACUACAUCAAAAUCAGCGUUUAUUGCUUGUUGCAUAUCAGAAUACAUGCGCUGUUUGAAUGACAAAAGAAGCGAUGAAUCAACUCAUGGUUUCGUAUCUUCCUCACCGAUAGCUGAACCAGGAUCCAGUUCACCUUCAGCUCCUGAAUCGCCGACGCUGCGUACGACCGAUGUAGAAAUGAAAGAAAGUGGAUAUAAAACGGGGCAGAACGAUGAAGAUAUGGAAGUGAUGAAAAACACAGUUGAUUUUGUUUCUCAUGAUAAUACAAAAGUGACGGCAGGUUCUGCCUUUGAAUUUGAACACUUAGAAGCAUUGGAUUUGUUUAACUCUGCAACUCAAGAAACUUCCAUGGAAACGGAGCCGUGUUCGUCAGCUUUUUCUAUUUUUUCGGAAAAUAAAGUAAAGAAAGGUAUGGAAAAAUGGGUGCCGGUGAAAUGGAUGCCGAAAAUAUCCGUGAACAGAGAGAUUUAUGUGGAACAUAUAAUGGCUUGCUUUCUGGGUGAAUUUCGACUGGCAAGAAAUGAUAUCUUGGUGCAACCUUGUUCAUUUGUAUAUCCUGAUCAUCUGACGCAACAAUUAGGCUUGAACCAAUAUGUUCAUUGUAUGAAUAUGGAUUUUCUUGCUGACAUUAUCACAAGAUAUUCAGUUCGAGAUCUGAGUAGGUGGAGGGCUUGCUUGUUGUCGCGUCCUCGGCUACCGGAAGAUGAAACGAUGCGUGCACAACUUGGCGAAACACUGAAUGCAACUAGCGCUGCUCUUGGGCGAUUUGUUCAAUCCAUUUCAUCUAAUGACUCUGAUGAAACCGUGCAGCAACUUCUUACAUUUUGCCUGGAUUUCGAAGCUGGUCUCAUUCGUAGGACAUUUUAUAAUUUAGUUUUCUUUCAGCAUAGCAAACUCUGGGCAGCAAUUAAUUCAACGAAGAAAUUGCCUGCAGUUGGCAAAUGCAUACUUCCCGCUGAAAAUAUAACUUCCAUUGUGAACUUUGCGGUAGUGUCGAAUUCACUUUCUGAACAUUUAUGGGUGCUCAUAUUACGUACCCUGGACCUUAUAGUCAAAAAUGAUUCCAUGGCCGCAACACUUCUGAUUGAUUCACCUCUUUUUUGCAAACUAAUUAAUAAUUUUUUGGUGAAAAAUAUUGCAAGAGUUAAUCAAUCGUUAACAACUGGUCCUUCAACGAUAUGUGCCUUCAAAAGUUUUAUUACACGACUUCAUGAUUCGCAUGAUAUCUCUCUUCGUAGUAUUCUUUGUGUCAAAAUUCUCACUGUUCUUACGGAUAUUUCUUCACAGCAGGAUGAUUUGAUUAAUUUCUCAUAUCCAAUCGAUUGCUUGGUUGAAUUAUUGAAUGUUAUGACGAAUUAUACAUCAGACUAUGUCAAUGUGGCCCCACGCGAGCUUGCUAGAUAUAUAUCUUCAUCAAUCCAUACGGCACGAAGUUUCAUAUAUUAUUACAAGACUUCGGGCAGUUAUUCGCUAGUUUCUGCUGAUUCAUAUCUUCGACCGAACAUAUGCUUUCAAGUUACUCACAAGAUACCGACCAAUAUGCAUCAUGCAUGUGAAAAUACACAUUUCUCCCACUGUCCAUAUGUUCCAGAACUGUGGGGACAAUAUGGCCAGCAUUUACAGCUACCUAAUCAGUUUGUUGAUCCGAAACGAUCAUCUAUACGACGCGGUGAUUCAUUGAACCGUUUCUCAUUGUCUUCUCGCUGGCAAAACCAGUCAAAUAUGUUUCGUCAGGAAAUGCUAAAUCAGAUUGCGUGUUAUUUGGACCGUUCAAGCGAAGUGUCAGACCAUUUAUUGAGCAGCUUCCCAAGUUCAAUCGAAGAACUAUUUGAAAUUGUGGCAACAUGCAAAAGUGCCGUUCCGGAUGUAAAUUUAAUUUCUCUGCAAGACUGGAAUCACGUAACUUUGGGUGACCACGCGCUAUCAAUGUUACUAAAAAUAUCGCAAAAAGUGUCGCGUGAGACAAAGCGUUUGUUCGAAAUAGCUGUGCGUGUAAUAAAACGCUGUGCCAAUCCAUCUAGUUACUCACUUUCAAAACCGCUUGCUUUUGCAUUUGUUCAAAUGCUAGGACUUAAACAUAAUCAGAUUCAUUUUGCUGAGCUCGGAGGACACUUAAUUGUGGCACGUGAAUUGGAACGUUCUAUACUGGCUUCAGCAAAUGAUUGGACAGCUCCAAUUUCUGCUCCUCUUAUGCGACAGCUUGCUUCAUUGUCCGCUCAAGUGGCUGGUAGCAAUGAUUAUGGGUGGCAAGCACCGAAGUUACAGACCGAUGUACAAGACGAUGGAUUGUACAAUUACGCACCACUCUGUACAAUAAGUUCUGAGCAAACACCAAACGUUAGUGGACAGCUGUUAUCCUUGAUUGCGGUUACUGCAGCGCGUCGUACUCGAUCCGCUAAUUGGAGCUAUCAAUUUAAUGAAGGUGGCGGCGAAUGGUUCGAUAUUACCCUGAACCUUCCAUAUCACAUAGUUUUGCACGAAAUACAAAUCCGACCCCAUGUUCCUGCUUUAAGCACAGCUCCAGCAGCCGUUCAAGUUGAACUAUGUUCAGAAACAUCCCUUACUCAAUGGUGCAAUCUUGGCGCACCACUGAGCACUACUGGAUAUAGCAAGAUUCGCAUUUCAACAGACUCAUACAAACUUCCCGUACGCUUGUAUUUUAAAAAACCACCGGAUUCGACAAACUUAUCCCUUUCGCAGAUACUCUUGUUAGGGAUGAACUUCACUACUUCACUGACAUAUACAUGUCCAAAAAAUACAGACUUCGUACAAUGGCUUUCAAUCAUGGUACAAUUAUGUCGUCUUGAGAAAUAUUGUAUUUGGCAAUAUGCUCCGGAACUUCCACGUGCUGUUGUAGCGCUCUUUUUGGGUCGACCACUAUCAAGCCUAGUUUACCAUCGCAUUUCAGAACUUUUUUAUCAGAUCGAUCAUGAACGGACAAAGCCGUACUCGAUCGUUCAACUGAUUUUUCAACACAUAGAGCAAGGUAAUACUGUUACCAACGAAUCCUUGGAAUGGCUUCCAAACCUACUUUUUACGUUAUGUGCACGCAACCUAUCACCACCAGAAGAUGAUACUGUCAGAGUACAAAUGGACCAGAUCUGUGUCGUAAAACAGUAUCAAGUGCUUCUUGGUGUUACUUCUAUAAUCACUUCGCAGAAUUAUAAGAAUCCACUGCGGGACGUUGCUGCUGUUUUAAUUUGGACUGCUUCUUGUAUUAUAUGGCAUAAUAUUAAUGUGGAAGAGCGACGUCUUGAUACCUUGGCACUGUGCAUGGAUCUAACGCCACAGCUUCUUCCGUUUCUAUGUGAAAUGGCAGUGGAUGUUAGUGAGCAGUGCAAUGAUACAUUAGCAAAAUCGGCAUCUUGGCUAUUGUGCUCGUUGAUGCGCGGUGCACCACAUCUUCUACGGAAUGCAUUGAAAGAGAUCGGCCUGUUAGAUUUGAACGACAAACCGAAAAAAGAAGGUGUUACCCAGAAUGCAUUUACUGUUGUGCAACGAAUGUGCCAGUCAAGGACGAGCAUAACACAGCUUCACUCCUUUGGUCUCCUACAAUAUUGGAUCGAAUUAGUUAUUACUUAUUGCAAAGAAACAACCAUGGAACAUAUGCCAAUAUUAGUUAGCAUAGUUCGAUGCUUAGCAUCGCUAUGUUGCAUCGAGGAUGUAGUCAAAUUCCUGGAUUUCAUAGGUGGUUCACGUUUUUUCAACUCUCUCAUAAAAUGUGUAGUUCGAUGUGCUGCUUCACCUGGAGAUAUGACUCGUAGAUCCGGUAAACAAAGCAUCAAAUUAGAGGACGCUACCGUCAGUUUGCUUUCACAGUGUGUUACUGUUGGCGGCUCACAUCGUCAACGCAUAGCUCACGUUUUAUGUUCCCUCUUAAAAAGUGCCGGUAGUUUCAAUGGUGCAAUUCAACAAAUGGUAUUGAAGUGCAUUUUCGACGACGAGAUGAUUCCUGUGAAGGCAGUUGAUGAAGACACUUCAAUUUGUUUCCUGUCGUUUGAUAUCCCAAAUCGUAUUUUGCAUCCAUUUUUUGGCUGUACACGUAGGGAACGUUUUUUAAAAGUGUCUUUAUAUACCUCCAUGGAUGAGAUUUCUGCUUUAUGCGAGCAUAAAAAUACAAGCGACUUUCGGCAGUUGGCAAAAAUUGCUGCACCACUGGAUGAACUGCAGCAUUUCUCGUCUAUUUUUAACAGUCAAAAUUUGACAACAGCUCUUCCCUCAUUUACUUCUUCACGUUUAAUGAUUCGAAGUUGUGAUGGUUUGGCCGAGAUGAUGGGUGAUUGGAAAAUUGGGCAGUUGCUAGGAGAUUUAUUUGUUUCCGGACGUUUAACGUCUUCGGCUUGGAAGCAAAAAAUAGUCGAUGGCAAUACAGCAAAAGUAGCAGUUGAAGAUAGUGCUGAUGGUUAUUACACCGUUGCUCUUUCGUAUAUUCAGCGCCCAGGUUUAACAGGAAGUACUAGUGCCGUGCGAUGUCAUAAGCCAGAUGUAACACUCACGGAACAGACAUCAACCUUGCAGUACUUUGCACGUGCUAGUGGUCUCGCACUUUUAGCGCUGCAUUUGCAACUACAUCAUCCAUCAUUUAACGCUCCAACCAUUAUUUCUUCAUUCAGGGACUCAAAAGGAAAAUCAGCUGAUCAACAAUGGUUGGUAGAUUCAUCAGAAACGGUCGCUAUGAACGAAAUAUUACCAUCCAGUUAUACCUGUCCAACAUCAAUUUUCUCUUCGCCUGAUCUAUCUGUGGGGGAACCACUAUACAGUACCUUGUAUGUACCCGUUUUUAGUAGUGAAACCGAUCUCGGUCCUGGCUACGAGGACUUCGAAUAUAUUGAUUCAGCUGCUCCAGGAGAAGUGAAAGGAUGGACACAUUAUCCCUUAUUCUCUCAAACUGAUAAUUCAGGAAGUUAUGUAGCGCCUAAAAAACUACAAAAGAUCGGUUCACAGCCGUCGAAUCAAGCUCUGUCGCCACAUGUGGUCGUCGCUUUCAGUUUAUUCUUAAGACUGGAAGGAUAUGCCGAAUUAUUGGUAACAUACGACCGCAAACGUGCGAAAGGUCUUCUACGGCUUGCAAUGGGCGUAAUCACUACUGAAACAUCGCUUGUAAACAAGCCGCAAAUGUUGAAACCAGGUGUAUUUCACAGAGCUACUCAGUCACAGCUCCAAUCAAAGCAGAAGUCAGAAUGCGAAAAUCUUGGUUUAUUGCCAUUUGUUGUUCUAGAAGAAUUAUUCAAUAAAUAUUUACCCUCUACAGCUGCCGGGAAAUCUUUACGGGAAGCUGCAGUAACCAAUGGCGUUUUGGACGUUUUGUUAGAUUGUUUGGCUCAUUAUACCCAUCAAAAACAUAAAGAAAGACCCAUUCGGCCCUCAUCUAUUCCUCCAGCUCCUGAGACGGCUGUUUUGGUCGAACGCUUGUUGCGAGGCUCGAUAGGACAGGAGCAGUCAUCGGUUGAAGGUGUCAACCUUGGAUUUGCGGCAGAAGAACGUAUGAAUAGUUCUGGAAAUGUUGGACCAGCAGUGAGCUCUGCUUCAAAUGUUACUCAUCCACACGGUUUUUGGGCCAAAGGUACUGGUUUUGGCAGUGGAACUACGCAACAACAAUGGAAUGUUGAUUUGCAUGUCCUAAAGCGAAAACAGGACGAACAAAAUGUAACUCAUCUGUUGAGAGUACUUUCAAGCUUUAUAUAUCCUAAAAUUAACGAGUAUUUGGAAACGGAAAAGAAUCGGACAACUGAUAUCAAGGGAGGUAACACAGUUGCUCCACUGGCAUCUAUGGAUUCAGAAGAUACUGAAGUACAUAGCAGAAGCCAAAGUAUAUCACCAAUAUCUGUGUCAGAUUCAUCGACGCCAGGACCUUCUUCGGGUCAUGAAUCAAUUCCUUCAGCCAUUUCAUCAAGUGUGAAAUGGUCCUUAAGUUCAGUUGUAGUUAAAAUGCUAUCUCGCUCCUGUUUAUUGCCAGCUAUUUGGGCAUAUCUUAGGAAUGAUUCCGUUUUGGAUAUAUCUCAACAUGUAGAAUUGUAUGAGUCUGUUGUGUACAUAGUAGCUGCGUUGGCAUUGAGUCCAGAAUCAACAGGUGAAAAAAAGGAAGAAGAAGAUGAGAUAACUGCAUUGCUUUCUGAACCAGAAUCAGGGUAUUCA
Acanthocheilonema viteae is the source of this 14157-nucleotide messenger RNA. Lineage: Eukaryota; Metazoa; Nematoda; Chromadorea; Rhabditida; Onchocercidae. The record is from the annotation of a GenBank genome assembly.